CGACACACAACAGCACAUACAAAAUAAAAGAUAAAAUCUUAUUAAAGACUUGCAUACCAAUGUUUCCACAGAGCCGACUGGUAUCUGAGCACUGACAGGGAUGUGAAACAUUAUAAUAAGAUUGUUCAAUGAGCUGCACAAACGAUGCAUAAACUGGUAUGUCAAAUUUCUCCUGAGAGCCUGAAACGUUCUGACUUGUGCAUCACAAAACAUCUCACUUGCCCUGCUGAACCUGGGUUUCUUAAGCAGAAUUCUUUGACUUUUAAAGUCAUAAUUUUUUUAAUCAAAAUGAAAUGCGAUAAAAUGUGUUUAAUAAAUCUCUCUGUUUAUCUUUUUCCAACAUGUUUCUUAACAAUUCCUUUUAAAGACACAGACAUUGUAUUAUAAAACAUGCUGGUUUUAAUGGAUGCUGCUGAACAUGUAACUUUGUGGAGCUGGCUGAGUUUGGAAAUCUGUUCACAGAUAAACUCCUCCCUCUAAAUGAAAGGUUUGUGACAUUUCCAGUUACUGCAAAUUAUAAUUCGCAUUUUGCAUUUCCAGUAGUCUUUCACCAAUCAGACCUUUUCCUCAUUCCAGGUUACCUCGUUGUGCACCAGUGCAUUCCAGUAAAUCUUUCACGGAUGGAUCACAGGGUGUGGACCAGAGGCUCUCUGUGGAAGUGUAACUUCAUUUGUCUCUGAUAACUUUCAGCCUUUCUCUGAAACCUUCACUCUGUCACCAUGUUAUCGUCUGUGCUGCUGCUGCUGCUCAUCAAUGGAGCUCAAGCUGCUUAUUAUGGUGCUGUCAUUACCAACUACUUUGGAGACGUUCAGCCCUUCGUACUAACCUAUCACUUUAAGGAGAGCGGAAGCUCAUGCCAAGAGGUCGACAUUUGGCAUUGUGGUGGAAACUGUACUACUCCACCAGUUUAUGCAGUUGAUGAAAGCAGGAAUGAAUGGUGUCAAAAAACAGAAGUUCGUAUUUACUACAGCUACGGCCCAAGAACAUUUACAUACCAACAUUCAGUUGGUUCUUCAAGCUGGACUGAAAACAGAAAUGGGAUUAUAACACCGAAAUUAAUAAUAAGCAACGACUUCAGAACCCGUUCUGACAUCAACAAACCAAACUCAACACCUCGGAUCUCCAUCCUCCCUGUACUCAGAGUUCCUUCAAACUGUCAGAGGAACAUCAACCUGCUGGUCUCUGACCCAGAUGGAGACGACGUCAGAUGCAGAUAUGCAGCCGGAUCAGAGUGUGACACCUGCACUCCUCCAUCUGUCCUCAGUGUCUCUUCAUCUUGUUCUCUGUCAUUCAGUCCCACUAACAGCAGUGAUGAAGGUCCGUAUGCGGUUCAGAUGAUGGUGGAGGAUUUUCCCAGGCAAACCAUCAAUCUGACUGAUGGCUAUACUGGUGUACAGUCGGUGAAAACUACCAGUGACGCUAUCGGCAGCAUUCCUGUCCAGUUUGUUUUUAAAGUGGAUCCUGCAGCUCCGUCCUGCACAACAGGUGAAUAUCUGCCCAGGUUUCUGCCUCCAACUCCUGAACAUGGAGCUCAGAUCUACACCAACGUUAGUGAGACUGUGGAAAUCAACAUCAGAGCAGAGGCGACCCAGGCUGAGACCACUGAGCUCCUGUUCAGCGGACCGCCAGGUGUAACCAAGAGUUCAUCAGGAUCAGGAAACUUCAGCCUGACAUGGACACCAAUUGCUGGUGACGGAGGACUGAACUACCCUCUCUGCUUCGUUGUCCAAGCAAACUCCUCCCGCUCUGUGUACCAGUCUGACCUUCGAUGCGUCUUUGUGACGACUGGGAACACAACUGUUUCCCGCUCCAAUACGACUACACCUCCACCAACUACACUGAGAACUACAACCAACCAACCCACCACAACAACUACACCUCCUACAUCCUCCACCCCAAAUGCAACACCAGACCCAGGACCAUAUUAUCUUUUGGCUCUGAAUGCAGAGAUCUCCACUUCACUGUCAAUGGAGUCUGACUCUGCAACCAUCAUGAACCUGAUCAAAGAGGAGCUCAGACGACAAGGACUGCCUUCUGACAUAAUGCUAAAGCUGCUAAGCAGUACUUUAGUGGGAGUUACAACUCAAGGCCCCUAGUGGCUAAAAAAUAUUAUAAAUCUGAUCUUUCCUGGGAAAUGUGUUAACACACUUUCCAGGAAAGAUCAGAUUUAUUAUGCAAAAUCAUUUGGAUUGAUUUUCCAAUCAAUGCAAAUGGAAAUUUUAUAGUAUUGUGUUCAAUAUGAGCAAAUACUGUAAAGUCAUAAUGUUCUCAAUCAUAAUUUCUAAUUGUCAAUAAAAGCAAACAUAAUAAAAUUACAUGCUAAAACUAUAACAUAUUAUUAUCUAGACCUAACAACUAGAGAUCUUAGGUCUCUAAGAUUUUGGUUGAAAUUUUAGAGACCUAAACAAAGAUCUUUCAUGUCAUUUAGGUCUCUGAAUCUCAAACUCACUUCCGGAUGGUAAAUAAUAAUAAAAAAAAUUACGUCUGUUUUGCAAUCAUAUCACAGACUUCAUGUUUCUCUUUACACUGAAGAUGGUUCUUGAUGACAGUGGCUGCAGGUUUUAGCUUUUAUUUACCAGAUACAUCCUGUCAUGAUGGAGAAGCUGAAGAGGUGAAAGGUGGAGAGUUGUGGUUAUAAACAAAUCAGUUAUAUAAGUCAACAUUAUUAUAAAGAUGCUGAAGAGUUUGGUUCCACACAGAAGCUCACCAUCGCCAUAAAGAUCAUCGUUUUCCUUUCU
Poecilia latipinna (sailfin molly) is the source of this 2738-nucleotide messenger RNA. Its product is annotated as mucin-5AC-like. The record is from RefSeq and is a predicted model, not a curated record. The transcript is spliced from 11 exons. Bases 720 to 2096 code for a protein of 458 amino acids. Lineage: Eukaryota; Metazoa; Chordata; Actinopteri; Cyprinodontiformes; Poeciliidae.